Messenger RNA from Lucilia sericata (common green bottle fly), 381 nucleotides. RefSeq names its product zinc finger protein with KRAB and SCAN domains 2-like. The transcript is spliced from 3 exons. The coding region runs from base 1 to 381 and encodes 126 amino acids. The record is from RefSeq and is a predicted model, not a curated record. NCBI's taxonomy places the organism in Eukaryota, Metazoa, Arthropoda, Insecta, Diptera, Calliphoridae.
AUGGAAAAUCUAUCGGAAAAGCAAAUGUGGUUGGAUGCACCAACAAAAUUGCUUAUAAGCAAUUUAGUUGAGCUGCAACCCAAAGUGGGUAAAUCGGCAGCUUUAAAAAACAAGAAAAAGUUGUGGGAUUUGAUAUCAGAGGAACUAAAAUCAAAUGGAUACAUGUUUACACCAAUACAGGUUGAAACAAAAUUUAGGAGUUUAGAAAGACAAUAUAAAAAAACCAAGCUUAACAACAAAUUAACGGGACGAUCGAAAAUGACUUGCCCGUAUGAAAGUGAACUAGGGGAUCUCUUUGGAGACAAAAGAGGUCUUAAUCCAGACUAUAUCCUAAAUAAUAAAGAACUUGAGGGAGUUUGUAGAAAUGAAUCUAAAAGUUAG